Messenger RNA from Brassica napus (rape), 684 nucleotides. RefSeq names its product putative F-box/kelch-repeat protein At1g27420. The coding region runs from base 1 to 684 and encodes 227 amino acids. The record is from RefSeq and is a predicted model, not a curated record. Gene Ontology annotation, molecular function: protein binding. Lineage: Eukaryota; Viridiplantae; Streptophyta; Magnoliopsida; Brassicales; Brassicaceae. The transcript is spliced from 3 exons.
AUGAGGAAAUCGAAGAAAAGAUUUGAGAUCGAAGCACUCAUGGCGAGAAUCGAAGCUCAAGAACGAAGAAAAAUGGCGGAAAAGUGGAGAAAACUGGCGUCCAUGAAUAUACCACGUCACGACUUUGCAUGUGCUGUAGUGGACGGCCUUUUGUACGUGGUCCGAGGCAAGGACUCAUGUCGUGAACACAUUCUCAGCGCGGAAGUAUACAACCCGGAAACUAACCAGUGGAGCCUCAUGGAUUGUCCAGACCGCCAUGUCUUGGGUGACUUCGCAUUCUCAUUCAAGUCCAAACUCUACGCUGUAAGUAAUGGAUCGAGGUUCAUUGACGUAUAUGACCCCAAAACGAAGACAUGGGAAGAGUUAGACUCGGGAAAAUCACUGUUGGUCUAUUCCUACACUGUUAUUAGGAACAAAGUGUAUUUCCUUGACUAUAACAUGUCGGGACUGGGAGUGUUUGAUCUAGAGGAGAAUUCCUGGAGCUCGGUGUUUGUGCCUCAUGAGUCCCGGAGUGAUUCCUGGUUCAGACUAAGGGAAUGGAACAAUAAGGUUAUUCUGAUUGCAGGAUUCCAGGGAUAUAACGCCUUAACUGGUGACCUUGAUAAAGAGGACGCGUCCAAAUGGACAGUCACACAAAUUAGACCAUCUGGUGAUGACGCGACCAUCCUUCUCAUCAACUUCUGA